Homarus americanus (American lobster) is the source of this 3129-nucleotide messenger RNA. Its product is annotated as peptidyl-prolyl cis-trans isomerase G-like. The transcript is spliced from 9 exons. The record is from RefSeq and is a predicted model, not a curated record. The coding region runs from base 1 to 3129 and encodes 1042 amino acids. NCBI's taxonomy places the organism in Eukaryota, Metazoa, Arthropoda, Malacostraca, Decapoda, Nephropidae.
AUGGAUGAAAGUUACACCAUCCCGUUUACGACACCUGCUGCUGCACCCAGCAGCCGGCCAUUUGCAAGCAUAGACGAUCGACCAGGAGUCAAGAUCGACCACCAGGAGUUAAGAUCGACCACCAGGAGCCAAGAUCGACCACCAGGAGUUAAGAUCGACCAGGAGUCAAGAUCGACCACCAGAGUCAAGAUCGACCACCAGGGAGUCAAGAUCGACCACCAGGAGUCAAGAUCGACCACCAGGGAGUCAAGAUCACCACCAGUGAGUCAAGAUCGACCACCAGGAGUCAAGACGACCACCAGGAGUCAAGGAGUCAAGAUCAACCAGGCAGCUAAGAUCGACCAGAGUCAUGAUCAACCAGGAGUCAAGAUCAACCAGGACUUAAGAUCGACCAGGAGUCAAGAUCAACCAGGAGCAGAUCGACCAGGAGUAAAGAUCGACCAGGAGCCAAGAUCGACCAGGAGUCAAGAUCAACCAGGAGUCAAGAUCACCAGGAGUCAAGAUCGACCAGAGUCAAGAUCGACCAGGAGUCAAGAUCAACCAGGAGUAAAGAUCAACCAGGAGUCAAGAUCAACCAGAGUCAAGAUCAACCAGGGACAAGAUCAACCAGAGCCGAUCAACCAGGAGUCAAGAUCAACCAGGAGGUCAAGAUCAAUCAGGAGUAAAGAUCAACCAGGGAGUAAAGAUCGACCAGGGAGAGUCAAGAUCGACCAGGAGUCAAGAUCAACCAGGAGUCAAGUGAUCAACCAGGAGUCAAGAUCAACUAGGAGUCAAGAUCGACCAGAGUCAAGAUCAACCAGAGUCAAGAUCGACCAGGAGUUAAGAUCGACCAGGAGUCAAGAUCGACCAGGAGUCAUGAUCAAUCAGAGUCAAGAUCAACCAGGAGCCAAGAUCGACCAGGAGUCAAGAUCGACCAGAGUCAAGAUCGACCAGGGAGCUGAUCAACCAGGAGUAAAGAUCAACCAGAGUAAAGAUCAACCAGGAGUAAAGAUCGACCAGGAGAGUAAAGAUCGACCAGGAGUAAAGAUCGACCAGGAGUCAAGAUCAACCACCAGGGAGUUAAGAUCGACCAGGAGUCAAGAUCGACCACCAGGAGUCAAGAUCGACCACGGGAGUAAGACGACCACCAGGAAGAUCGACCAGGAGUCAAGAUCGACCACCAGAGUUAAGAUCGACCAGGUAGUCAAGACGACCACCAGGAGUCAAGAUCGACCACCAGGAGUCAAGAUCGACCACCAGGAGUCAAGAUCAACCAGGAGAAGAUCGACCAGGAGCAAGAUCAACCAGGGAGUAAAGAUCGACCAGGAGCCAAGAUCGACCGGGGAGUCAAGAUCGACCGGGGAGUCAAGAUCAACCAGGAGUCAAGAUCAACCAGGAGUUAAGAUCGACCAGGAGCCAAGAUCAACCAGAGUAAAGACGACCAGAGUCAAGAUCGACCCAGGAGUAAGAUCGACCAGGAGUCAAGAUCGACCAGGAGCCGAUCAAUCAGGAGUCAAGAUCAACCAGGAGUCCAAGAUCGACCAGGAGUCAAGACGACCAGGAGUCAAGAUCGACCAGGAGCCGAGCAAAGAUCGACCAGGAGUAAAGAUCAACCAGGGAGUAAAAGAUCGACCAGGAGUAAAGAUCGAAGGAGCAAGAUCAACCACCAGGAGUAAGAUCGACCAGGAGUCAGGAUCACCACCAGGGAGUCAAGAUCGACCACCAGGAGUUAAGACGACCACCAGAGAAGAUCGACCAGGAGUCGACCACCAGGAGAGUCAAGAUCAACCAGGAGUUAAGAUCGACCAGGAGUCAAGAUCACCAGGAGUAAAGAUCGACCAGGAGUCAAGAUGGGCAGAGUCAAGAUCGACCGGGGAGUCAAGAUCAACCGGAGUCAAGAUCAACCAGGAGUCAAGAUCAACCAGGAGUAAAGAUCAACCAGGAGUAAAGAUCAAGUCAAGAUCGACCGGAGUCAAGAUCAACCAGAGUGAUCAACCAGAGUCAAGAUCACUGGAGUCAAGAUCGACCAGAGUCAAGAUCAACCAGGUCAAGAUCGACCAGAGGAGUAAAAGAUCGACCAGGGUCAAGAUCAACCAGGAGUCAAGAUCACCAGAGUCAAGAUCAACCGGAGUCAAGAUCAACCAGGGAGUCAAGAUCGACCAGGAGUCAAGAUCGACCGAGUCAAGAUCGACCAGAAUCAAGAUCAACCAGGGUAAAGAUCGCCAAGGAUCAAGAUCAACCAGAAUGAAAGAUCGACCAAGUCAAGAUCGACCAGAGUCAAGAUCGACCAGAAGUCAAGAUCGACCCAGAGUCAUGAUCAGCCAGAAUCGCCAGAGUAGCAGUCAGCCCAGAGUCAAGAUCGGCCAGGUCAAGAUCAACCAGAGUCAAGAUCGACCAGAGUGGCAGCCAAGAUCGAAAGUCAAGAUCGACCAGAGUCAAGAUCCACCGGGAGUCAAGAUCAGCCAGGGAGUAAAGAUCGACCAGGAGUCAAGAUCGACCAAGUCAAGAUCGACCAGGGAGUCAAGAUCGACCAGGGAGUCAAGAUCGACCAGAGUCAGAUCAACCGGGAGUAAAGAUCGACCAAGGUCAAGAUCGACCAAGAAGUCAAGAUCGACCCAAGUCAAGAUCGAAGAGUCAAGAUCAACCCAGAAGUCAGAUCGGCCAGAAGUCAAGAUCGACCAGGUCAAGAUCGACCCAGAGUCAAGAUCGACCAGGAGUCAAGAUCGACCAGAGUCAAGAUCAACCAGGGGUAAAGAUCGACCAGGAGUCAAGAUCGACCAGGAGUCAAGAUCGACCAGAGAGUCAAGAUCACCAGGAGCAAAGAUCGACCAGAGUCAAGAUCAACCAGUCAAGAUCAACCAGAGUCAGAUCGACCAGAGUCAAGAUCAGCGGAGUCAAGAUCGGCAAGUCAAGAUCAACCAGGGGAGUAAAGAUCGACCAGGAGUCAGAUCCAGCAGGAGUCAAGAUCAACCAGGAGUCAAGAUCGACCAGGGGUACAAGAUCAACCAGGGAGUAAGAAUCGACCAAGUCAAGAUCGACCACAGAGGUCAAGAUCGACCAGAGUCAAGAUCGACCAGAGAGAAGAUCAGACCAGAGUCAAGAUCGACCUGGGGUCAAGAUCGACCAGGGUCAAGAUCAACCAGGGAGUAA